Molecule: messenger RNA, 2595 nt
Organism: Leptomonas pyrrhocoris
Lineage: Eukaryota; Euglenozoa; Kinetoplastea; Trypanosomatida; Trypanosomatidae
Exons: 1
Coding region: 1-2595 (864 amino acids)
Biological process (GO): mRNA 3'-end processing by stem-loop binding and cleavage; mRNA transport
Cellular component (GO): cytoplasm; histone pre-mRNA 3'end processing complex
Molecular function (GO): mRNA binding; histone pre-mRNA stem-loop binding
Source: RefSeq, a predicted model, not a curated record
AUGGAGCACAACUAUACCACCCCACAGCGGGCGCUGCGCAGCACGGCGGCUCCAACACCCGACCAGCCCGGUGUUCUUCGGGAGGGAAACGAGGCCUCCUCCCCCGCACCGCGCUUCCCCACUGCAUCCCCUCCCAGUGCGGCCCAGCGCAGCGGCAACGCGAGCCGUGCAACGCCGUCCUACUCGCAGCUUGGCAACGUCCAGCAGCAGCAGCAGCGUGGCAGCUACCGCCAUCGCGGCUGGCGAAGUAAUCACGAAGGCAGCGAGCUCCUCCAUGCGCGCGACAGCAGCCACGUCAGGGGCACGACAGGUCAGGACAGCAGUGAGCCCAGUCGGCGCCAGCACUCUGCCUCCGCCAGGCAAGCCAAUCGCCCGCGGAAGCCGUCUCCGUCGGGCAACUCGCCCGACGAGGACCGCCGGCGGUGUCAGCGCGACAAGCAGAUCCACUUUGGCUACGCCACCGACGGCUACGUGAACAUGGAACGUCUCAUUCGGCACGACCCGCUGCUGAAGGGCGGUGGCCUUCUUCCGCUGUCGCCACCGACGGUCGUGAAGGGCAGCAAACGCAUCUGGGACAUUCAACUGCGCAAGUGGCGGCGAGCGCUGCACAUGUUCGACUACGUCUUCAUCGACGGCGAGGACGACCCGGAGACGCGGGCCACGGUGUUGGAGGAGCAGCGGCGACAGUGGGUGAGUGAGGCGUUCCAGGAGGCGCCACGGGAGUUGCGGAAGCGCAUCCCCCUCGACGCCCUGCGCCGCGUGCAGCACGCCGCUGCCGUGCCGACGACGAUCCCUGUCGAGGACGAUCUGCGGUGCAUCCUGCGCAGCGAGGAUUGCUACGAGUCCGUCCGCAGCGUCGUCCCGCAGAGCGCGUCGUCGCUCACAAAAGGGACGGACAUCAGCCCUCUUGAGGCGGGCAUCAAGAUUCACAUUGCGCCGUCGUCGGCCGUGCUGCAGCGGCAGCAGGUGCAGCAAGAGCUGCAGCAGCGCCUCACCGCGUUGCAACAGCAACAGCUGCUCCCGUCUCCCUCCCCACCGCAGGCGAAGCUGUCCGUUGAUGUGGCACUUAGCAGGACCCCGCUGCGACGUGCUAGCCCACCGCCGACCGCAGCGGCGGCGCCUCAGCAAACCCAGCCCUCGCAGCCGCGUCCAUUGGAAGCUCCCUCGCCGAGUCCCCGCCGGCCACCGUUGCCGUCGCCAGUGGAGUCGCAUCCGGUCCGUGCAGCUACCACAGGAAAACAACAGCGGCAGCAGCAGCAGCAGCAGCGACCUUCCGCUUCGUACCGGCCGAGCGAGAGCCCCAGUCCCGUCGUUGUGCGGCCCACCGCAGCGGUCGCCACUGCUGGUGCCGUCGUUGCACCGAUGCGUGGUCCAUGCAGCGCGGGGUUCUUAUCCGCGCCGUCGUCGGUCUCUGCGACCAUGGCGAUGACGAUGACCGACUCAGCGGGCGCGUCUGCCAGUCAGCCUGCGCCUUUCUCGUUGAACCCGUAUCACCGCGGACGCCUUUCAGGUGAAGCAAGUGUGUCCUCCUUUGGGGGGCUGAUGAGAGGCCAGUCACCGCCCACGGCAUCCGCUGUCUUGGCCCCUUCCCCCUUCCCGGGUAUGAUGCCUCCCCCCGGCACGAUUGUUUCUUCGCCGACCGGCAUAGUCGGCCUCUCAGCGCCUGGCUACUUCGCCGGCCCAGCUGGCUAUGCUAAUGUGUACUCGUCGAUGUUGUGGGGUGAAGCAUCGACUGUCACGCCAGCAGAGCCGGUGAGCGGCGUCGUCUACGGGGUGUCGCACGCCGCGCCUGUGGGGGCGCCGUGGGUGGUGGUGCAGCCGCCGCCGCAUCUCUUCGCGGAUCCGUCCGCUGUCCACCUGUCCGCACCGGUGACGACGAGGACGACAGGAAUGCCGCCGAAUGCUGCACGAGUUCCGGCCGCCACCGCCAUCGAAAAUUUCGAUUCCUCGCUGUCCGGCCGCCUGUCCGGCUCGCUGAUGUCACCCAGCGCGCAUCCGCUUCAGAGCACUAACAGAUUUCUUCCCUACGGCGUCUACCCUUCUUCACUGGAGAGAAUCACAGAGGCCCAGACGCCCCCUAGCGCGUUGUUGCGCGAAGGCGGUCGUCGUGGCGGUGGUGGAGGCGGCCAUAACACAGGGGUCGUCACUCCACAGACCAUCCCACGCUUUGUGGCGCGUCUGUCGACGUCGCCGAGCGAGCAGCGCCUCGGCAGGCAUCAGCAGCAGCACCACGAACACCGUUACGGAGAUGCGGGCACAGGUGCCACACGCACACGCAGGCCAGAGUCUUCGCCUUUCCCCUCUCAAAGAGUCGCACAGGACAUGGCGGAUCGGUCGUCGAUGCAGUCGCCAUCCGAAGCUAUCGAGGGACCCGAGAAGAGUCCGUCGUUUGCGGACUUGACGCCGGAGCGAGCGCUGUUUGGUGCCGCGGCCGCGACGGCGGAGGCCCACACAGAAGCCCGACCCGUGCCGCUGCGAGGCGACUCCGUUGCAGAGGGCGACGACGGCGAGACGGCAGGGAAGGAGCGGAUGGAGGGCGAUGGCGCUGAGGGAAUCGCGGCUGCUCCGCUGAACUUCCACACAGAGGCGGCUUAG